Hemiscyllium ocellatum (epaulette shark) is the source of this 1206-nucleotide messenger RNA. RefSeq names its product E3 ubiquitin-protein ligase TRIM8-like. The record is from RefSeq and is a predicted model, not a curated record. The transcript has 7 exons. Gene Ontology annotation, molecular function: zinc ion binding. The coding region runs from base 1 to 1206 and encodes 401 amino acids. NCBI's taxonomy places the organism in Eukaryota, Metazoa, Chordata, Chondrichthyes, Orectolobiformes, Hemiscylliidae.
AUGGCUUCUACUUCAGCUGUUGGUAAUUUGAAAGAAGAAUUAAAUUGUUCAAUUUGCUGGAAUAUUUACACAGAACCAGUUUCAUUGUCCUGCGGGCACAAUUUUUGUCGUAGUUGCAUUGAAAAGAACUGGGACAAAAAGGAUACAGGGCUUGGUUACUCAUGUCCAGAGUGUCGAGCUGAGUAUGCUCAAAAGCCUGUGUUACACAAAAAUUUGAAAUUGAGUAACAUAAUAGAGCGCUUUGAAGCUACACAGAUGAAUGAAGAGCCACCAAAAAUCUUCUGCGAUUUCUGUCUGGACAAUCCCCUCCCUGCAGUGAAAACAUGCAUGAAUUGUGAGGCAUCUUUAUGUGAACAUCACUUGAGAAAACACUCUGAGAAGACAGCUCAGAAAAAUCAUCUGUUGAUUGAACCUGCAAGUUCACUAGAAGACAGAAAAUGUUCAGACCAUGAGAAACUCAUUGAAUAUUACUGCUUGGAUGAUCACUCCUGCAUCUGUGUGACAUGUUAUGUUGCUGGUCCGCAUAAGAAUCAUGACAUACGCAUUCUAAAAGACAUACACAAUGAGACAAAGGCUAGCCUUUCUGAAAAACUGGAGAAGCUGCAGAAUUGCCGAGCAACUUUAGAGGAAGCUACAAAGGAAUUGCAAGGAACAGAAAUGAACCUAAAGAAAGACAGUGCUGUUUUGAGAAAACAGAUUUCUGACUUGUUUCAAGAAAUUAGGAUGCUGUUGACCAAACAAGAAAAGCAAAUUUUAGACACGGUUAUAACAGAGAAAAAUAUAAAUCUUUCAAAAGUCCUAAAGAAAAUACAAGAAUUAGAAAUUAAAAGAGAAGUUAUUACUCACCUCAUUCAGGAAGUCCAAGACCUGAAAAAUCAAAAAGAUCCAUUGUUCUUUAUUAAGGAUUUCAAAUCUACUUACGAAAGGAUUUCGAACAACAACACUGAAGUAGAAAAAUUGAAGGUGUCCUGGAAGAAACUUGACGAAAACACAAUAUCAACCAUCAAACAGGAGACUAAACGCAUCUUUGAGAUGUUAAAUACAAUCAUUUUUGACCACCCUGUUCAGUCAAAUGACGAAGUGGUGGAAGAAAGGUUUAUGGUGGAAGAUGAGAAUGAGGAGGACAAUUUGCCUGAUACAAUGCUCCGCAAGGCUGAAGUCCCUAUUUUAAUAUCUCCUGGUGACUUUUCCUCAAUGCUUGGUUAA